Messenger RNA from Microplitis mediator, 3613 nucleotides. RefSeq names its product pleckstrin homology domain-containing family M member 1 (gene Plekhm1). The transcript has 4 exons. The record is from RefSeq and is a predicted model, not a curated record. Bases 417 to 2474 code for a protein of 685 amino acids. Lineage: Eukaryota; Metazoa; Arthropoda; Insecta; Hymenoptera; Braconidae.
GGAUCAACACUCAAUUAAUGUUAAUUAUAAAUUUUAUUAUUAUUCGCUGACCUUCGAUUAUGAUUAUUAUGAAAGACUUGAGCGCAAACUUUAUAUUACUGUGACUAAAUUAUUUUAUAUACAUUUAUAUAUAUAUAUAUGUAUAUAUAAUAUGUGUCAGCAAUGAUGACGUAUGAUUUGUCUAAUCGUCCAAGUAUAACCUCAAAGAUCAUGAAUUAUCAGCUAAAAUGAUGAUAAUAAAUAUAUGAUUUAUAUGAUUGUCAAAAUAUUGUGAUAUGGAGCUCGAUGCGAUGAUAACUUAAUUGCUGGUUAAUUUGAUGAGGAAGGAAAAAAUGAUUAUUUUGUACUGACGAAAAUGAUCACUAGGAUCGACAGAAAAUUGAUGGAUGUGAUUCUCUAUAAAUUACCAGUUAAAAAUGAAUUCAUUGUUGAAGUCCGUAAAGUCAAUAGCCAACAAGAGGCACUUCCUGGUGAAGGAGUCGCUGAGGAAACAAUUGAACGCAACGGUGAUGGAGUUGCAGGGCGUCGAGGGAAUAUCUGAAGGUACUAUUGGAAAUUGCGAGGAAACGAUGGCACUUUGUUCAGUGCUGGAAGCGAUAUUCCUUCAUGGUCUCAAGGACAGUUUGUUGAAUCGAGUGACUGAGGUGCUGAGUGGUCCCGAUUUCGACGCAAUGCCACAGCCGAGUUUCUGGGGCCCGCUGCUGGUUUUCUCCCAUCGUGAAAUGAUUGACCAGAUACUGAAUCUCCAGCAGAUAACCACUGAAGUUGGUUACUGUCGUGCGUGGAUAAGGCUCGCAAUUAAUGAGGGUCUUCUGUCGAGCUAUUUGUCAUCAAUACAACGGGACGAUUCAGCAUUGAAACCUUAUUAUGAUCGGUCUGCGUUCAUUCGAGAUUCGGAUCAUGUUGAGGUCGCCAGAAGAUUGGUCGAAAGCCUUGACAGUAUCACUUUUCAGUUGGCUUGUAAUACUAGUUUACUAAAUUUUUGGUCUAGCACGCCGCUGCUGAUGGCUGCUAUCUGGCUACCGCCAAUGAAGUCGUGUCCUGUCUUCAGCGCUGUUGAUAUUGCCAAGACAAUUAACAGUGAUCCGAUAGACUCUUCUUACAACAGCGAUGAUGUAGAGACUGCUAGUUCUAUUGGUAGUAUGGGAUCAUUUUCAUCUCAGUCUAUUUUAAAUAACGUCUCGGCGCUCAGUGAAGAUGAUGCGUUGAGAAUAAUACUGGCCAAUGGUGGGAGGCAGAUUAAAAUUGAUGAGAAAAGUGCUAGAGAUGGUGGAGAAUCUAGCAGAUCAAGGCCAGCUCAGGAGGAUCCUAAGAUUGGGGAGGAAAAUGGCCCGGUGCUGAAAGAAAGUAAACCUGAGGUGUCAACUGACGUAGCGAUGGCUGAAGUUGAAAGUGUUGAGAGCGCGACCCAAAUAGAUGCAGAGGAAGAAAAGGAACCAGCGAAAGCUGAAGUUGUUGGUAAUUCGUUGAUUGGAAAACUUGGGUGGUCGACGUCGAUAGAAGAGGGCGAGUCUUCUAUGACUUCGUCAAUGGUAUCGCGAGGCUCACUCGUCGAGCCACGGACUCCUGGUGACGGUGCGACUUAUGACGCUUUGAUCAAAAGUUAUCAUACCGCUGGCUACGCUACUUCACCAGACAUUCGUGACUUUCUUAAUAAAUACACGCCUGGAGUGACCCAGGAGCAGGAAGAACCUAAACCUGAAGUCAAGACUGGAGACAACUUAGAGGACCAGAUAGGAAGAUUGCCGCGGGAAAAGGGUCUAGAUGUUCAGAACUACAGUUGCUUUGACUGCGGACACGCUAUCGGGAUGACGUUUUCCAAAGCUUACGUUUGUGGAUUUUCUGGAAAUUAUUUCUGCAUCAACUGCAUGGCAACUGAAGAAUUUUUAAUACCAUCGCGUAUAAUUCAUAACUGGGAUUUAAAACACUACAGGGUCAGUGUAAAAGCGGCAUCGUAUCUUACAGACUGCGCAACUUUGUUGAACCUAAAGGUUUUAAAUCCAAAAAUUUAUGCGGCAGUUGACAGUAUGGCACAAUUACGUACUUUAAGAAUACAAUUGAAUCUUCUACGUGCGUAUUUAUUUACCUGCCGUGAACCGAUUAUCGAGUCACUGCAGAAAAAAGUUUCACCACGUGACUAUUUGUACGAACACGUGCACCAGUACUCAGUAUCAGACCUUCUGGACGUACCUUCGGGAUCUUUAGCUCAACAGCUACAGAAAAUAGUUGAGUUUGCGAGAAAUCAUGUUUUGAAUUGCUGGCUUUGUAGUCAGAAAGGUUUCAUCUGUGAAAUUUGUAAUAAUCCUAAAGUUAUUUAUCCAUUCGACAUGGCGUCUACUUACAGAUGUGGAGAGUGCAAUGCUGUCUUUCAUGCCGACUGUCUUAAUUCCAAAAAACCCUGUCCCAAAUGCGAGCGUAAGCGAAAGCGGACAGAUCGGCCGCCGAUUGAUGCUCAAGAAUCCACAUCAACGUGAUAACAGGUUAUCAGCAAUAUAGAUAAUUAAGUAAAUAAAAUAUCAUCGCUUGAUUGCAAUGAUUCUUAAAGAGCUUUAAAAUUAAUUUUUAAUAUUACAAUUAAGUGAAAGCCCUAAUUAUUUACACUAACGAGUAAGCUAGGCAUUGUAAUAAAUUUUUAAAAUUCAUUUUGCGUAUGCCCAAGUAGCACAGACACACCUUAAGAUGUCAUUUAAAAGGACGAGAUAAAUUUUUUCUCGAAGCCAAGUUUUGUGCAGAUGUUGAUUCUAGGAGUCAUAGAAAAUUUUUCUUCUUUUUUCUGUCUUAAAAAAGUCAUUUUAAUUAAAAAAUUGUUUAGAUGACUUAUUAGACAAUUAUUUGUAAUUUACUCCGGUUGUUACUUGUGUUGAGUCUUUUAAGCCGAUGUUUUUUUGAUGAAAAAUUUCUGAUCAUUCAAAAUUUUGCCUUAUCGAUUGGUCAAAAAGCAGCCUCAAAACUCCUAUCUUACAGAUGUCACAAACCAAAGUGUGCUACUUGGGUGACCGCAUUUUGUAAAUGUACCAGUUAUGGACAUGGUAUAUAGUAAAUUAAAUUUUUUUUUUUGAUAAAUCUUUUUAACUAUAAAUUGGAGUGCAUUUUCUAGUGUCCUGCGUAUUGCAGAGAUUAUUAAAAAAAUACUUGUAUUUUAAAAAUAUCGAAGGUUGACUUGAAACUUGGUCAGAACUUUCUGGUCGUUAGAAAUUUAAAAAUGCGCAAUUUUUAAAUUUAAGAAGGGUCUGAACUUUUUUCUCUAUCACACUCAAGUCGACGAACGGUACUAUCUUUGUUGCACUUGCGCAGUAAAUGGAAACUUUUCCUACCUUUUUUUUUUAGACAAAUGAACAUUUUUUAUAAAUGAAAACGCAGAAUGCGUCGAGCCUCGUUCUUAAUUUUGCGUUUAGAGAAUUUGCUUUAUAGGAAAACUCGGAAAAAAUUACUAUCGAUCCUCCUCAAGUAAUUUAUCGGUAUUUGAAAAAAAGUCCCCUCAAUUGUGAGAGCAACAAAGAUAGUGGAGGUUUCCCCAAAUAAACAAUUAAGUGUAAAUAAUUGGGUAUUUUACGUUACCACGUUGUAAUAUUUACGAUAAAUUAUAAUUAAUUUAAUAUUUAUAUGUACAAAA